Copidosoma floridanum is the source of this 684-nucleotide messenger RNA. RefSeq lists its product as uncharacterized. The record is from RefSeq and is a predicted model, not a curated record. Lineage: Eukaryota; Metazoa; Arthropoda; Insecta; Hymenoptera; Encyrtidae.
AUGCAGGACCACGUCACGGCACUUCGAACGCUCAAGCCUCUGCGCGAGGAGUCCGCUGCUGGUCUGCAGGGCUUGCUCGAUGCCUUAGAAAAGCACCGUGAUCAACUGCGAGUGCUCAAUCAGCCGGUAGAACAUUGUAAUGUGUGGAUGGUCUCUUUUGCCUCGACCGCCAUGGACCCUUCGACUCGGAGAGUCUGGGAAUACGAGCUCGAGAAGUUGGAGGCAGCCAGCUCUGUACAAGGGGAAGCGGCCUCCUUCGCCACUUUGUUCAGCUUUCUGCGGAGGCGUAGCCGCUCACUGACUUCAAUAGAAGCCUCGCGCCCUCCCCGAUCGACGAACGAUCCUGUACGCUCGACCGCCAGUCGCCCUCCCGCGCGGACGCCACUCAGCAGCAACCACCGAUCUUUAGCCACCCACGCAGUCAACGAUGACUGCCCUGCUUGCCACGCACCGCACUACGUAGGUUACUGCAGCCGUUUCCUGGAACUGGACGCGCUUGGGCGAAGGGGUUUUGUCGCUCAGCACAUGCUGUGCUUUAACUGCCUGAAGCCGGGCCAUAUGGCAACUGUCUGCGCUUCCCAAAGCGUAUGCCAAUAUUGCAAGACGCGGCAUCACAGCCUCAUCCAUGAUGGCGGUCACAAGCGCAGGGCCGCGCCCGACCCAGCACCAGCUGAGGCAAAGUAG